Sardina pilchardus (European sardine) is the source of this 873-nucleotide messenger RNA. Its product is annotated as macrophage mannose receptor 1-like. NCBI's taxonomy places the organism in Eukaryota, Metazoa, Chordata, Actinopteri, Clupeiformes, Clupeidae. The coding region runs from base 1 to 696 and encodes 231 amino acids. The record is from RefSeq and is a predicted model, not a curated record. The transcript is spliced from 4 exons.
AUGACUUCAGGAGAGAACUCCACACAUCCCUAUGUGCUGGUUACUGAGGAGAAGAACUGGGCAGAUGCUCAGAGAUACUGCAGAGAGGAACACACAGACCUGGCCAGUGUGAGGAAUCAAGCAGAGAACGACCAGAUAGAGGCAGUUAAAGGUGGUAGAAAAGCCUGGAUCGGCCUGUUCAUAGAUGCCUGGGAGUGGUCAGAUGGCAGCAGCUCCUCUUUCCGCCACUGGAACACUGGAGAACCCAAUAAUGCGGAUGGGUCGUGCACUGAAAUGUUGCCCAGUGGUCAGUGGAAAGAUUUAGGCUGUAGCUCUUCCAGGAACUUCAUCUGCUACGAAAACAUGCUGGUUCUGGUCCAUGAGAAUAAGACCUGGAGAGAGGCGCUGCAGUAUUGCCGAGAGCACCAUGUGGACCUGGUGUCUGUGAUGUCCAAGCGGGUCCAGCGCUGGGUGACUGAACGGGCUAAAGAAGCCUCCACUCCUCACGUGUGGGUGGGCCUGCUCCACUCCUACGGUGUUGGCUGGUACUGGGUCUAUGGACAGACCGUCUGCUACAGCAACUGGACCCCAGGGCACGAGCAAGUGGAGUCCUUCCAUCAAGGAGUUGGGGCAGUGAAGUCUAGAGGGGGGCAGUGGGUCAGCAACCUGGCUAAGACCGACCAACUCAAUUUCAUCUGUACCACUGAGGAACAAUAGGACUGGAUCCCCAGUCCAGAUCAGCGUUGGAGAAACUCCUCAGGGUCCUAAAGCUCCCUGUGAUGCUCACCACUCAUGAGCUCUCAUGACCAACUACUAUAAUAUAUUAUGCCAAGAUGUAGAAUUGCUGAAUCGCUUGCUGAUGUGACUAUUUCUGCUUACAGUUUUUCUGUGUUU